Messenger RNA from Oncorhynchus nerka (sockeye salmon), 4534 nucleotides. Its product is annotated as poly(rC)-binding protein 3-like. The record is from RefSeq and is a predicted model, not a curated record. NCBI's taxonomy places the organism in Eukaryota, Metazoa, Chordata, Actinopteri, Salmoniformes, Salmonidae. Gene Ontology annotation, biological process: regulation of RNA metabolic process; regulation of gene expression. Bases 371 to 1681 code for a protein of 436 amino acids. Gene Ontology annotation, molecular function: mRNA binding. Gene Ontology annotation, cellular component: cytoplasm; nucleus. The transcript has 13 exons.
ACACCUCUCAUGUGCCACUGAAAUGGAGAGAUGCAGGUUAUUUUGCCCUCUGUAGGGGAUUAUCUAGGGCUAAACUAGGGGACGGACAAAUAGCAAAGCCAACCUCACUCCAGUCAGUCUAGGGGCACAGAUAGCCAUCUGUCGAUUCUCUGUGCAAUAACUGACAACAAAGGGGGUCAAACAUUUAACGACGACUGUAAAACUAGAGGACUACUCAUUCUGGAGAGACGAGGAAGAGGAACUAAUAUUUAUACUAAAACAGCAGGUGUGGCAUGGCGGCAAAGCUGUGUCUUAAUCAAUUGGUGUAUGCGUAGAGAUCCUAUUAAACUAUAGUGUUGUAUGAGUGUCUAGUCCGUUGAUAAGUGUGAAUAUGUCUGACAAGGAAGAUGGGGCCUCAGGGGGGGGGCUGAAUGUUACCCUCACGUUUCGGCUUCUCAUGCAUGGGAAGGAAGUGGGCAGCAUAAUUGGAAAGAAAGGGGAAACCGUCAAAAAGAUGAGAGAGGAGAGUGGCGCUCGCAUCAACAUUUCAGAGGGAUCUUCUCCAGAGAGGAUUGUUACCAUCACAGGACCAACAGAGGGCAUCUUCAGAGCUUUCUCUAUGAUCGCUGAGAAGUUUGAGGAGGACAUUACAGCUGCAAUGACAAACAGCACUGUAACAAGCCAUCCUCCAGUGACACUCCGCCUUGUGUUCCCAGGCAGUCAAUGUGGCUCCUUGAUAGGCAAAGGAGGCUCCAAGAUCAAGGAGAUCCGAGAGACCACAGGUGCUCAGGUGCAGGUGGCAGGGGACAUGCUGCCGGAAUCCACUGAGAGAGCUGUCACUAUCUCAGGCACUCCUCAGGCCAUCACGCAGUGUGUCAGACACAUCUGCUCUGUCAUGCUGGAGUCACCCCCCAAAGGAGCAACAAUCCCAUAUCGCCCCAAGACCAUGCCUGGAGCUGGCCAUCCAGUAUUUCAACAACAACAACAACAUGCCUCACAAGCCUUCACAAUUCAAGGACAGUAUGCUUUUCCACAUCAAGAUUUGACCAAGCUUCACCAGUUGGCUAUGCAGCAUAUCCCCCUCCCUUCCCUUGGGCAGAGCAACCCUACCUUCCCUGGAAUGGGUGCCUCUGUCCCCACCAGUUCUCAGGAGCUGGCAAUACCCAAUGAACUUAUUGGCUCCAUAAUUGGCAGACACGGCAGCAAGGUCAAUGAGAUUCGCCAGGUGUCAGGAGCUCACAUUAAGAUAGCCAGUGCCACGGACGGAUCGCCCAUGCGCCAAGUCACGAUCAUAGGCUCUCCGACCAGCAUCAAUGUGGCACACUACCUCAUCAAUGCCAGCUUAGAGAUGGCUAAAUACACCAUGCAUGUUGCUUCCUCUGCAUCACCUGUUGACCUCAACAACAUGAGCUUCUCUCAGUCUGUUCCCACUGCCUCCACACCAACCUCUAUGGCUGUCAUGGCUGCCACUACCCAAGUCCCUGGCACCAUGAACAUGCACUCCCCCUCCACCUUACAGUCUAUCCCCACCCAGCACUACGCUGUCCCCGUUUCCAGUCUACUUGGCAUGAAAACGCUCCCUAUGCUGGCUAUGCACCCAGCAGCUGCCUCAGGCCUUCCACAAGGUCUAUCCCCUUACAGCACUAAAGUACCUACUGCUGGCAUGAAAAAAUCUGACCGCCAGAAAUUUGCCCCAUAUUGACUUAAUAGGAUAAGAAUUGAAUCCCCCAUCCAAAAAUGUGUUUGGGGUCAGUACUGCAUUACACUUGUUCCCUGUUGCAAAGCUUGAUUAAGUUAUAUUGACUAUGAUUAAGGAUAUCUCUACUGAUAAUGAAACCUGACAUUCAGCUACUUUAGUGUAUCAGUAUAAUUGUUUGCAACUGUAAGUGAAGCUAAAUACCUCCUAGUGUAUCUGAACAUACAUAAGAAUACACAGCCAUUUAUCAGGCUUACAGUAUGUGAUGCACAGAAACAGCUGAUACUUCCAAUAUAACAAUUUUCUCAGAUAGAAUGUACUGUACUUUGUUUAGUAUCAAUGUAAGUAGUUGACCAAUGAUGUUCUUAGGAAAAGUCCAGUUUCAAACAGGAAUUGACGCUGUAGCAGCUGCAUACCGUUGGUAGGGUUACUUGUUUUAUGAAGUAGUUAUAACUGUGAUGUUUACUGUAACAAGGGUUGUUCCACUCUUAUUCCGCUGUCAUAUUUCCUCAUCUCCUCCAAUAGGCUCUCAUCAGUGGUAACAGGCUUGGGUGUUCUGUAGUGUUGUUGUUGCAUAUGCAGUGCUGAAAGGAUUACCAGGAAGCCAUAUUGGAUUCUUGUGGCUUUGACAAUACACAAGAAUCCUGUAGAGUGGGACUGUCCUAACUAACUCCUAUAGUGCUGUUUUUGUGACUUGGUUUUCUCAGAACUGAAGUCCAAGUGAACAGAACUCUACAGUCCAAUUCAUAUUCUACUCUGCUCUCAGUGUAUGUGAUUGAUGCAGCACAAUAUUGUAACAACGUUAUGUUUAUGCUUGUGUUUUUAAUUAGGGUCUACCCUUAGUUUUGUUGAUGAGCUAUUCCAAUUUAUUAUAUUUAUGACAGCGUACAUAAUGUAUUUUAAAUAAAUUGAGCCUUUUGUGAAUACAAAUGGGUAUUUUUUUUUUUUUUUUUAUUGUGCAGCAAAAUUAAACAAUUCACACACUUGAGGUUAGGUUACCCUGAAUUUGAAUAAUUCACACACUUGAGGUUAGGUUACCCUGGAUUUAAAUAAUUCACACACUUGAGGUUAGAUUACCCUGGAUUUAAAUAAUUCACACACUUGAGGUUAGGUUACCCUGGAUUUAAAUAAUUCACACACUUGAGGUUAGGUUACCCACCCUGAAUUUAAAUAAUUCACACACUUGAGGUUAGGUUACCCUGAAUUUGAAUAAUUCUUGUUUUGAUACAGUGGGUAUCAUAAGUAUUCACCCCCUUUGGAUUUCUUUCACAUUUUGUUGUGUUACAAAGUGGGAUUGAAAUGGAUUUUAUUGUGACUUUUUUGUAAUUGAUCUAAACAACAGAAUACUCCAUAAAGGUGAAAAGACAAUUAUACAAACGUUUACAAGUUAAUAAAAAUGUAAUAACUACAAUAGUUUAGUUGCAUAAGUAUUCACCCUUUUGUUUAGGCAAGCCUAAAUUAGUUUAGGAGUAAACAUGUGACUUAACAAAUCACAUAGUAAGUUACACAUAGACUCUGUGUGAAACUGUGUGAAAUGAUAGCUGUUGACUUGAAUGACUAACCCUUCCUCUGUCCCCAAUACAUACAACAUCUGUAAGAUCCCUCAGUCAAAUUUUGAAUUUCAAGCACAGAUUCAACUACAAAGACCAGGGAGCUUUUCGAAAGCCUAUUAAAGGGUUAAAAGUCAACAACAACAAAAAAAAGAAGGGAAGUGAUUGGUAGAUGGGUAACAAUAACAAAUCAGACAUUGACUAUCUCUUUAAGAAAGGUCCUAUUAAUAAUUAUGCUGUGGAUGAUGUAUUAAACCACCCAGACACAACACAGAUACAGUUAUCCUUCUGAACUGAGAUGCAGGACAGGGAGGAAACUGCUGAGGGAUGACACAAUGAGGCCAAUGGUGAUUUUAAAACAGCUACAGAGUUCAAUGGCUGUGAUGGGAGAAAACUGAGGAUGGAUCAACAACAUUUACAUUUACAUUUAAGUCAUUUAGCAGACGCUCUUAUCCAGAGCGACUUACAAAUUGUAGUUAUGCUACAAUAAUGACCUGAAUGAGUGAAAAGAAGAAUAGAAAUAUACUAAAGUUAUACUGCAAGGAAACACACCCUUUUUGGCCUAAAAGCAAAGCCUCAUGUUUGGGGCAAAUCCAACACAACACAUCACUGACUAACUGCCUCCUUAUUUUCAAGCAAGGUGGUGGCUGCAUCAUGUUAUGGGCCUUAAUGGCCAUGUACUCUUACAAUCUCCACCCGGCACAGCCAGAAAAGGACUGGCAACCCCUCAUAGCCUGGUUCCUCUUUUCUUUCUGGGUUCCUGCCUUUCUAGGGAGUUUUUCCUAGCCCCCGUGCCUCUACAUCUGCAUUGCUUGCUGUUUUUAGGCUGGGUUUCUGUUUUUAGGCUGGGUUUCUGGUUUUAGGCUGGGUUUCUGGUUUUAGGCUGGGUUUCUGUUUUUAGGUUGGGUUUCUGGUUUUAGGCUGGGUUUCUGGUUUUAGGCUGGGUUUCUGGUUUUAGGCUGGGUUUCUGUUUUUAGGCUGGGUUUCUGUUUUUAGGCUGGGUUUCUGGUUUUAGGCUGGGUUUCUGGUUUUAGGCUGGGUUUCUGUUUUUAGGCUGGGUUUCUGUUUUUAGGCUGGGUUUCUGGUUUUAGGCUGGGUUUCUGUUUUUAGGCUGGGUUUCUGGUUUUAGGCUGGGUUUCUGUUUUUAGGCUGGGUUUCUGGUUUUAGGCUGGGUUUCUGGUUUUAGGCUGGGUUUCUUAAUAAGAACUCUGUGACAUCUGCUGAUGUAAAACAGGCUUUAUAAAUACAUUUGAUCGGAAAUGGAUUGAUAUGGGUGUGCUUGACAUUGGCAAAGAUUAACCCAAGAAGA